ACCAGCUCUCAAUGAAACACUCGGCUCAAGUGUUUGCUUCCCACAGAACAAAAGAGGGUCAUGCCAUGCGUAACAUCCAGGAGUUAAAUGGUUCCAGUGAUUUGAAAAAUCUGUCAAACAUCAAAGGAGGUCUACUUAUAACUCUGCUUUCCCAAUUUCUGGCGACUCCAAACUCCAGAGAUGGCGAUCGUAUUACGCACAUUGAGGCAUCACCACCGCUAUUUGACUUUUCUCCUCAGCUCCACUAUUGUCCUGUUCUGUUUUCACUUUCAAAACUCAGUGGUGAUUUUUACCUAUAACUCUUAUUUUCGUUAUGUGUCCGAGCCCGCUCCGUGCGCGUGUGCCACCUGCGCGCUGGACCGGGGACGCGCGGACGGGUUCAGUGCGCGUUACGAACCGACAGUCCAUCUGCUGCUCAACAGCAGCAACAGCGAUUUACGCGCAGACGUCUUCGGGUGGUGGAAGGGUCUACAAAAUGUAACAAGUGUUGCCAACUACACAAGCGUGGUGAAGAACCUGUUUCCGCUCUUUUCGGAUAAAGAACACUACUCAGAUGCUGGUCCAGACCGCUGCAGAACCUGCGCUGUGGUCGGGAACUCCGGGAACCUGCUGAGAUCCCAUUAUGGACCUCUCAUAGAUUCCAAUGACUUUGUCAUGAGGAUAAAUAAGGGUCCAACGGGAGGUUUUGAGAAGGAUGUGGGUUCUAGAACCACUCACAGGAUCAUGUACCCUGAGAGCUCUGUGGAUGUGGACAACUCCACUCACCUGGUGUUUUCUGCUUUUAAGAUUCUGGAUAUAGAGUGGCUCAUCAGUGCCUUCACCACUAAAACCAUCACAAAAACAUAUAUGAACGUGUCAUCCACAAUACAGGCAAAUAAGGACAAGGUGAUGAUACUCCACCCAGAAUUUAUGAAAUAUGUUUAUGUGAAUUGGACGGACAGUCACGGAAGAUAUCCGUCCACAGGCUUCCUAACGCUGAUGUUCGCUCUGCACAUCUGUGAUGAGGUGAAUGUUUUCGGGUUUGGAGCUACAAAAGCUGGACAGUGGCAUCAUUAUUUUGAUGAAACGUUGACUCUGUAUGUUAAUGAAAGUCAUGCGGGAGACUUUGAAUAUCAGAUGAUCCUUCGACUUGAGCAGGAGAAGAGGAUUGUGAUGUUCAAGGGUUGGACAUGAACCAAAACGAUUUGGAAACGUUGCCAGAACAUUGUGUUGUUGUUUCUUUGCAAUAUUGCAUUUUGUAGUUUGGUGUAGUGGACUUUAACUAAAACAUCAGAUUAAAAACUAAAUCACUAAAACUAAAAAACACUAAAACAUUGCCAGCGAUGGCUCCGAGUGUGUAUAAGGACAUUUUGGUUAUUAAAACAAACUAGACAGGUUGAUCAGCACCUGCGGAUUGUUCCACUCUUUUACUUGAAAACAAACAAUAUUUUCAUCAUUUUUAGUAUAUAACAGUUAAGUAACCCAAGAUGAGGCCCAAAAUAUUCUCAGGAUUCUUGAUGUCAGGAUUGCACAGUAUAUCUUGAUAUCAGAAGUCAAUAUGGCUUGCAGACGUAGUCCUGAAAGCGCAGUGAAUAUUGAGGAACGUCAGAACGAUGGACCAAUCAGAAUCAAUAUUCCAGAAAGCCGUGUCUGUCAUUUCAUCUGCUAUACAUUCUCAAGGAACAUAGAAUUGAUUAGAAUUUGUUGUAUUGUCAUUUAUUCUUGUUUGUUUACUUGUUAUUGUUUGUUUUUGGAUUUAAUGCUUGUGAAUGCAAGAACAGGAUUAUUGUGUGUAUAUUGUGUGAAAACGCUCGGCCGUGUUGUUCUUUGAUGUUUACAUUUGUCUACGUUGGAAUAAAAGCUCUGGAUCCUUGUUCUCCAUUGUGAUACAAACAGAUACAUCGAAUCUCGGAGAUGAAACCUUAUUCAAUAAAAAAUUUUAAGCAGUG
Triplophysa rosa is the source of this 1928-nucleotide messenger RNA. RefSeq names its product CMP-N-acetylneuraminate-beta-galactosamide-alpha-2,3-sialyltransferase 1-like. NCBI's taxonomy places the organism in Eukaryota, Metazoa, Chordata, Actinopteri, Cypriniformes, Nemacheilidae. The transcript has 7 exons. The record is from RefSeq and is a predicted model, not a curated record. Gene Ontology annotation, molecular function: beta-galactoside (CMP) alpha-2,3-sialyltransferase activity. Bases 181 to 1173 code for a protein of 330 amino acids.